AAAAUUAAAAAAAAAAUCGAAAACCAGAGCUCCUUAAAUAGAACCUUACUCCUGAAGGAAUUGCUUAAGGUUCAGAUUUUUUAUCCUUUCAUUUUCCAGUUGUUUGAUUAUGGGAGGCGGAGCAGCCAUGAGAGCCGUAGGUAAGGUCGCCGGGAUUGGGGUUUUCAACGGUGGGAUGCGUGGCGGCGUGUCUUCCGCAACCGCCGCGACCCCGCCCGCAUCACAAUCCCUGCGAAACGUCUCGCGCCCUGUUGGAGGAAUCUUAUCGAGCGGGAAGGUUUCCGCUGGAGGUGAUGUGGCAGAGACGCUGAAACCCUCGUGGGAAUUGGAUGACUGGGAGUUCGCUGGAGGAGAAAACGAUUUUCUGGUGGCGCCAGGGCCGGAAUCAACUGAACCAAUGGCUAGGGUUGUAUUUGGCGGUGCGCCAAGCCUUGAGGAGGCUAAGGAAGCAACGUCUGAACUUAAAGAGGCAUUGGAUAAGGUUUAUUUUUCAUCUGAGAAUUCCAGCGAGAGUGAAUAUGACGGUGCAGUGUCAGGGCUGCAAAUGGUUGCAAACUCUGAAUGCUUGGAGACCAAGAGCUGUACCUCAUUUGAUCCAAAAUCUGUUACAGUACCAAACCAGGCUAUUCAGGCUUUUAAAUUCCUUUGUGAAAAUGCUUCAGCUCAGACUGUUGUUGCAUCAGUUGCUUCUGACCCAGAUGUGUGGAAUGCUGUCAUGCAAAAUGAAGCUCUUGUGCAAUUCUUACAGUCCCAGAAAAGCAAUGUAACGUUUGAAGAUCAGGGUUCUCCCAGAAAGGUUGAUGAAUUAACUGAUUUGAGCAAAGAAGAUACAGGAAGCCAUUCUGGAGACAGUGGAAGCCAAAGUCAGUUUGAGCCCAUGGCUGUUCUUCAGAAGAUCAAAGAUAGUGUGGUUGAACUGGGAAUAACAACCAUGGAUCGAGUGGUUGAGGUGGUGAGCAAUGUGGGUAAUUUUCUGCAGAACAUUUUUGGCAUGCCCGAGGCUGACAAGACUUGCACUGAAGCAGAUGCCAAACCAAACCAUAUUGAAAACAAGGUAGGACUGGGAGCUUCUGUCAUUGGACUGGCCAUUAUGGUGAUCAUGGUGGUUGUGCUGAAGCGAGUUUGAAAGUUUAUAUUCUGGCAAAUUACCCAAAAAUUUGUCGAGUUCACAAACUCUUUGGAAGUAUUUCUCCGUUAUGAUGCAUUAGUAGAUAUGUACAGUACUUUACAAACCUUUUGCAGCUCGGGUGGCUUAUGCUAAAGUUAUGCAAAGUACUUCACAUUGCGUAA
Messenger RNA from Mangifera indica (mango), 1290 nucleotides. RefSeq lists its product as uncharacterized. NCBI's taxonomy places the organism in Eukaryota, Viridiplantae, Streptophyta, Magnoliopsida, Sapindales, Anacardiaceae. The record is from RefSeq and is a predicted model, not a curated record. The transcript has 4 exons. The coding region runs from base 110 to 1126 and encodes 338 amino acids.